Molecule: messenger RNA, 2592 nt
Organism: Mirounga angustirostris (Northern elephant seal)
Lineage: Eukaryota; Metazoa; Chordata; Mammalia; Carnivora; Phocidae
Gene: TMTC4
Product: transmembrane O-mannosyltransferase targeting cadherins 4
Exons: 18
Coding region: 155-2380 (741 amino acids)
Biological process (GO): endoplasmic reticulum unfolded protein response; protein O-linked glycosylation via mannose
Cellular component (GO): endoplasmic reticulum
Molecular function (GO): mannosyltransferase activity; protein binding
Source: RefSeq, a predicted model, not a curated record
GGGAGGCCCCUCCCCCUGGCCAGCUCCGGGCGGGCGCCGAGAGCGGCCGGAGUUUCCGCGCCCGGGAGGGAGAUGCGGCCGCCGCUCGGGCUCCUUGCAGAUUUCUAACCAGCAUAAUGCUGGAGCGAGAGACUGGCAGCCAGCAGUUUGCAAAAUGGCCGAGCUGGACGCCGAUUUGGAUCGCAUCAUUCCGUCUUCUGUUCUUCCCCCUUUCUGGGCUAAGUUAGUGGUGGGAUUUGUUUCCCUCGUGUGUUUCGCGCGUAGCUACGAUGGAGAUUUUGUCUUUGAUGACUCUGAAGCUAUUAUUAACAAUAAGGACCUCCGAGCAGAGACGCCCCUCGGGGACCUGUGGCAUCAUGACUUCUGGGGCAGUAGGCUGAGCAGCAAUACCAGCCACAAGUCCUACCGCCCUCUGACCGUCCUCACUUUCAGGAUUAACUACUAUUUGUGUGGAGGCUUCCACCCCAUGAGUUUCCACGUGAUCAACAUCCUCCUGCACGGUGGCAUCUCUGUCCUCAUGGUGGAUGUCUUCUCCGUACUGUUGGGCGGCCUGCAGUACACGAGUAGAGGCCGGAGGUUGAACCUGGCCCCCAGAUCGUCCCUGCUGGCCGCUCUGCUAUUCGCCACGCAUCCGGUGCACACGGAGUGUGUUGCUGGUGUUGUCGGCCGCGCAGACCUCCUUGGGGCCCUGUUCUUUCUGUUAUCUUUCCUUGGCUACUGUAAAGCAUUUAGAGAAACAGGUAACAAGGAGGGAACACAUUCUACGUUCUGGGUGUUGCUGAGUAUCCUUCUGGGAGCAGUGGCCAUGCUGUGCAAAGAGCAAGGGAUCACCGUGCUGGGUUUGAAUGCAGUCUUUGACAUCUUGGUGAUAGGCAAAUUAAAUGUUCUGGAAAUGGUCCAGAAGAUACUACAUAAAGACAAGUCAUUAGAGAACUUUGGCGUGCUCAGGAACGGGGGCCUCCUCUUCAGAAUGACCCUGCUGGCCUUGGGGGGCGCAGGGAUGCUCUACGUGCGCUGGAAAAUCAUGGGCACCGGCCCGCCCGCGUUCACCGAGGUGGACAACCCCGCCUCCUUUGCCGACAGCAUGUUGGUCAGGGCCAUAAACUAUAAUUACUACUAUUCACUGAACGCUUGGCUGCUGCUGUGUCCCUGGUGGCUGUGUUUUGAUUGGUCAAUGGGCUGUGUCCCCCUCAUUAAGUCCGUCGGCGACUGGAGGGUAACGGCACCAGCCGCUCUCUGGUUGUGCCUAAUUGGCCUGCUAUGCCAAGCCCUGUGUUCUGAAGACGGCCACAAAAGAAGGAUCCUUACACUGGGCCUGGGAUUUCUCAUUAUCCCAUUUCUUCCUGCAAGUAACUUGUUCUUCCGAGUGGGCUUCGUGGUUGCAGAGAGAGUCCUCUACCUCCCCAGUGCUGGGUACUGCCUGCUGCUGACUUUCGGAUUUGGAGCUCUCAGUAAACACACUAAGAAAAAGAAAUUGAUUGCUGGUGUCGUACUGGGAAUCUUAUUCAUAAACAUACUGAGGUGCAUGAUUCGCUGUGGCGAGUGGCGGAAUGAAGAAGAGCUUUUUCGAAGCGCCCUGUCUGUGUGUCCUCUCAAUGCCAAGGUUCACUACAAUGUUGGCAAGAACCUGGCCGAUAAAGGCAAUCAGACAGCCGCCAUCAGAUAUUACCGGGAAGCUGUGAGACUAAAUCCCAAGUAUGUUCAUGCCAUGAAUAAUCUUGGAAACAUCUUAAAAGAGAGGAAUGAGCUACAGGAAGCGGAAGAGCUGCUCUCAUUAGCUGUACAAAUACAGCCAGACUUUGCUGCUGCGUGGAUGAAUUUAGGCAUAGUUCAGAACAGCCUGAAACGGUUUGAAGCUGCUGAGCAGAGUUACCGGACAGCAAUCAAACACAGAAGGAAGUACCCAGAUUGUUACUACAACCUCGGGCGGCUGUAUGCAGAUCUAAACCGCCACGUGGAUGCCCUGAACGCGUGGAGGAAUGCGACUGUGCUGAAGCCGGAACACAGUUUGGCUUGGAACAACAUGAUCAUACUCCUCGAUAACACAGGUAAUUUAGCCCAAGCUGAAGCAGUUGGAAGAGAGGCACUGGAAUUAAUACCUAAUGAUCACUCUCUGAUGUUCUCGUUGGCAAACGUGCUGGGGAAGUCCCAGAAAUACAAGGAAUCUGAAGCUUUAUUCCUCAAAGCAAUUAAAGCUCAUCCAAAUGCUGCAAGUUACCAUGGCAAUUUGGCUGUGCUUUAUCAUCGCUGGGGACAUCUCAAUUUGGCCAAAAAACACUAUGAAAUCUCUCUGCAGCUUGACCCCACUGCAUCAGGAACUAAGGAGAAUUAUGGUCUGUUAAGAAGAAAGCUGGAACAAAUGCAAAAGAAAGACGUCUGAUCCUUUUUUCUUGCAUUUUUUGUUUGUGUGCAUGAGGCAUAUCAUUAAUAUUAUGUGGUUAUGUUUAACCAUUUAAAAGUCUUACAUGUUGUUUUUUUUAUUCUGUUUUUUUUUUUCUGUGAAAACAAAGACAUGCAAAAAGAUUACAGCACCAGCAGUAUACUCUUGAAAGCUUGAUGUGGUUUUUGCAUUGAAAUUGUAUUUUUUCAGAC